Molecule: messenger RNA, 4037 nt
Organism: Helicoverpa armigera (cotton bollworm)
Lineage: Eukaryota; Metazoa; Arthropoda; Insecta; Lepidoptera; Noctuidae
Product: BAG family molecular chaperone regulator 2
Exons: 4
Coding region: 178-777 (199 amino acids)
Biological process (GO): protein stabilization
Molecular function (GO): protein-folding chaperone binding; adenyl-nucleotide exchange factor activity
Source: RefSeq, a predicted model, not a curated record
GAAAGUUCAAGAGAAUUUGAGAAACGUCACUCAAUUUGUUUUGGUUAGUUUGAUUUUGACGUCUCGUCGGGUGAAAAUUGUCGCUGCUGUUUAUUUAAUAAUUGCUUCUUUGUGGGAUAUUUCUGUGCUUUUAUAAUUGAAACACUGGCCGGCUUGAGAGGCAACGAUUACGAUAAAAUGGAAGUGGAUCAGUUUGCGGUGGACUUGUAUACCGGUGAGGGCUCGCGGCUGCCUCUCAUCGAUGAAUCGUCGGCUUUCGGAACACAAGCCCCGAAAGACAGGUUGAUAGCCAUUUUGGAUCAAGUGGAGAUGCGUGUGGAACGUCUCCGGCGUGACACUGUCCGCAUUGAAGAGGAGCGGGACUCCUUGCUGUCCACACUAGAUAGCAUCAAACAUUCUGAACUGCUUGGAGAUGUCAGUGAAUGUGACAGGGAAGAUAUAACCCGGUAUGCUGAACGGAUCCUAGCUCGUGCCAUGACAGUGGAGGUAGCCGUGCGCACAGACAGAGACGCACAGCAGGAGGAGGCCUUGCACCAGGUGAACAUGUACAUAGACCAGCUAGUGAUGACGGUGCACGACGACGCAGUAGUCGCCCACACCCGCUGCCAAACCUUCAUGAACGCCUGCACCUCGCAGCCAGACCCCUCCAGCGGCACCGACAAGAACUUCGAGUCAGCCAUCCUGGGCUGCACCCUCGACGACCAGAAACGCGUCAAGAAACGCCUUCAAGGCCUCCUAGACUACUUCGCCAAGUUGAACGUGACCACCUGCUCGUGAGUCGCAGCGAUGCUUGACAGCAAUCUCGUGAUUCGCUGAGCUCUCGUCAGCUUCUUUAUUUGGACUGUGCCUGAGGGGCGUGCCUAUCGUGCAUAUGUUGUAACUGAAAGACUGUUUAAUUGUAUGUCUUGGUUUGUUUGUGGUUUUUGACGCCGGAAUUUGUGAUUAAGCACGCGAAUUUAGCCUUUAUUACAUCUUGUACACUUCAAGCUUUGGCUGUUUCUGGCGUGCAAGGUACGUAUGUUUUGUGUAAACUUUUGUGCUUCUCGUAUCACAAGUUGUAACAUCACAACUAUAUGGUAGUGUGAUACUGAAAUUGAUGUCUGUAGUGAAGAUACAUAAACGCAGUAAUUAAUACUUAUAGUACCUACUGUAUCAAUGUUACCUUUGAUUGCAAGUUAUUCGGUUGACUGAAUGCUCGUCUGCUGUGACAAUACUGGUUUGAAAUCAGUUAAGAGCAAUCAAUAUCAUAAAAGUUCAUACAUUCAUGAAGAUAUAUAUGAGAUAUGUUUUUUUUAAUUUUCUUUCACUUGAAUAUCUGGAGAACCACUUUUUUGUUGCUGAUUAAUCAAAUUAAUUUGAAUUGUUGUUUGACUUAAAUCUGACAAAUUGUCUAUAUCUAUUACUAUGGCUCAUUUCAUACUAUGAGUAUGAAUGUGAAGCUUAUAGAAAUUUCAAAUCUGUAUUAAAAAGGUAUCGCUGUCUCACUUGAUUACAACAUGUGUGACAAAUACAGAUAAACAAAGUAUGUAUGAUUGUGAUUAUAUAAAUAGGCACCUUCUCAUUUAGGCCUUGCAGUUAUGAAAAGCUUUGAUAAAUGUGAUAAUCUAUAUGUAAUGUGUAUACUUAGUGAAUUUUGUUUUUUUACUAUGAUUCCAUCAAUUUGGAAUUUAUUUCGUUUAUCUAUGGACCAUUAGUAUAGAUUACUUAAAAUCCAUGUUCUUUGAUAUCUUACAUUUUUAUCCUGUACAGCUACCCUUAGGACGCAGGCGGUCCGGGACUACCGCGUGAACAUUAGCUUAAGAGCGCUUUCACAUUAGUAGAUUUCGUUACUCGGUUCCGGGCGUCAUUUUUUGAACCUACAAUACAAUUCGUUUCGAGCGACAGCUACCGUUUCGAGCGAUGACGCCCGAACCUGCAGCUUGAACGAACCGACCGUAUUUGCGACGGAACAUCCGCUCGUGUAAAAGCGCUCUAAGAUUAUACAGUAUGUACUUCUGAAAUAUUUCUCAAUUUUUGUUUCCCGUAAGUCCUAAGGUUGUUUUCCGUGUGUAAACAUUUUGCAUUUGUUAUCUUAGAGGCUCAAUUCCUUUCCUAGAGAGAAUGUUAGAGUUCACUGCCGAUUCAUUAAAAUUGUUUUUGUAUGCUUUCCGAAAUGAAUAAGUUUUUGUAUAAAUACUUUUUAUACUGUGCAAAUUGUGUCUGGUGAUGUUUGUUUUUUAUUUUCUUUUUGUUAAAAUAUAAUUACCUCUAUGCAAGUCAAACAGUUCUAUUCAUUCAAUUUAUAGUAGCUGACAGCUUUUCUUCUCCAAAAAGUGUAUUUAUGCCGUCAAUUGAAUUUUUAAAUCCAAAUAUAGUGUACUUUUGGUUUGUUUUGAUUAUUAAUACUAAUAUGACUUAUCCACCUUUUAUUAAAAAAUAACAUUGUAUUACUUUAGUAAUAUUGAAAUGUACUUAUCCAAGAAAAUCUAUGCUCAAUGAUGUGUGUAUCGACAUAUGUAUUAGAUUUUAUAUACCUAAAUAAUUAUAUACUACUUCUUAGGGCCGGCAAAAUAUGGUGGAGCGUAUUGAAGAGUCUUAUUACUGACAAGUCCAAAAUUCAUUAACGCAACAUUUGCAUGAAGAUGCUCACGAUGUCACACUUGUGUUAAUAUACUUUAGACUUUAUUUCAAGCACGACAAGGUUGAUAAUACUUUGACAGUGAUAAAGGCUCUACUCUACUCUUCACUAUUAUGUGGCUAGGCCGUUAAUAAAAUGUAUGUGUCAUUGCUGUCAUUAGCUUAUUGUUCUACGCAAAAGUGUUCUAUGAUUCGUUUUAAAGCUAAAGCUUCCUUUAACGGAUUUAUUAUUACUUUAUAGACUUUUAGAAAAAAUAUAUCUAAUCUAAAUUAUUUAAUUAUCUUUUUCUUCAAUAUUUAUUUUCCUCUCUGCAAUCCAUUAUUUUCAUAUCAUAUUGGCUUAACUUGGUAACUAUGUGAGGAUUUUUACACUACGCUUUGGCUAAGGCUAAUUCAUAUGGAUGAUAAUUAGUAAUGGUUUAUCUAUCUAAAACUUCGUGUGUAAGUGAAAAAAACCUCGGCAGUGUAGUCAUAUGGACGGUAUUAAUCAGUGACCAUAGAAAGCGAGCUUAGUCUUAACAUACUCUUAAAAAGAAAUAAAUGGUCAAUUAUUUAUUUACUACUCACUAAAAACAUCCUAACCAACAAAGCCAAUUAAAAUUGUACUUUAUUUCCUAUACAUUGGUUCCAUUUUUGCGAAUUAUCAGUGUACAUUAAUAAAUUACAUGUGUAUGAAUGCAAGAUUUUGUACUGUUAUCCACUUUAUUACCACUUGUAAGUACAAUCCUUAGGCAAGUUGCACCAUUUAACUAUAACGAUAACCGAACCAUAUUCAGCUGUCAAGUCGCCAGUUUGACCAACCGGUGGCAAGUAUACGGCUGGUUAUAUAGUUUGGUUAUCAUUAUAGUUAAAUGGUGCUAUUCACCCUUUGUGUCAUUUAAUUCGGACUAGCUUACGAAAUACCUAAGGUGGAUGUACACUACUAAUGUAAACCUAGAUAUAUUUAGAGGUUUUUUGGCAUAAAAUGUCAUGGCAGAACUAUUGGUAGAUAGUGUUUUUAAUCCUGUGGCUUGUCAUACUGAUAGAUGUUUGUGAUCGACCAUUGCGGUAACAGUGUGAAAUGGGCCGUAUUCCUUAUAUACCAUACUUUCAUGGUGAACUUUUGUUUUGCAACACUUGAUUAACCUUGUUGAUGAGCAACAAAAAUGUUGCUGGAAACAUAUACUUUCUUUUAUUUUCAACUCUACAACCCGCAGUGUAGCCUGCAACUGACUAACGAGUUGGAACAACUUGGUUAUGAACAAAAGUAUACCAUGAAUACGAGUCCACCUUGUUUUCUGCAACAUGGUCGUGAAAAGGUCUUUGUAGCCGCAUCAUGUGUUUUUCAUUGCAUUUUUUAGGAUAGUAGAUAUUUCUUAAACCGUUAGGUCUUAAUUUUAUUGUUAUAUCGUCGUUUUAAAUACAUACCGUAUUGUAUAAUA